AAUAUCGAUAAUGAAAUUAGAUCCUCUACGUGAUGUUUACGAGAUUAUCUGCCCUUGCUCCAUUCACAUCUGUCCCUCUCACCAUCACCACCACCUCAUACUUUCAACCUGUGCAGACUCUUUCUCUCUCUCCUUCUCUCUCUAUUUCAUCAAGACAUGGCUGACACAAGAUGAAAACCCAGUCUUUGCUACUCCUAAGAAACUACUCCAGCCCAGAAGUCUCCAGAGUAUUCCUGUUGUGUGCAAAAAUUGUAAUGACUUGAGUGUAUACUCAAAGACAAAUGCUUCCAGUGUAACAGAACAGCCUCCUCCUCCUCACCACCACCUUGCCACAUGUAAAUAACAAAUUCGUUCAAAAUAAUGGCACGGAAAACAUAACUAAAUAUUUUCAUAUUUUGUUCUUUGGGGCUUCUUACCUUUUGGUGACAUUCCAUUAUUAUACUUUUGUUUUCAUUUUCUACCCCAUCUCUCUUUCUCUGUUUCACCUUUUUUACCAAUCCCUUUUUCAUCACCACCUCAUCCAUCUAAUGCUUCAUUGUUUCAUAGACCCUACAGAAUAUUUUUAGAGCAGAAACUAUUACAUUAUAUUUUCAUCCAAACUUUUGCUCAAAUAUAACGUUUUUUUACUAAAAGUAUAUUGGAUAAAGAUAAAUUAUUUUUUGCUUUAUAUACACCAGAACACAACUGGUAGGAACCAGAACCUCUGAUAGACUGAUUGAUGACAUUUAUCUAGAAUUCCAGAAACUUAUUUUGAUUUGCUUGGAUCUGGGUUUCAGUAUUGUAAUUAUACAUACAUACAAAGCGUGUAGGUUUAGAGAAUAUCUGAACACAUCAUAUGUAUAUACUCUGCAUAAACAUACAUGCAUGCACACACAUACACAAACAUACAUGUCUAUAAAUAUUUAAGUUUGUGUUUACCUUUAUAUUUAUAUUUGUGCACUUUUAUGAUAAAAGCACACUUUGGUAUAGUUAGACAUUGUAACUACAAAUGUACAAAUGUUCGAAACAAUUUUAUUAGGAAACAGUUUAUAAGAACAUAAAACAAUAACAAAACAAGAAUGUAUGCUGCUCAUUCCGGUGUAUAUGCCUCAGUAGGAAACCCACAGCAACAGCAACAACAGCAGCAGCAGCAGCAACAACAACAACAAUAUGAUUUCAGUAGCUGCACUAAGAUUUAUGCUGACCCUCAAUCAGCAGCUGAAGAUUCGACGAGGGCUCUCAAGCAGCAACAUGGCAGUCAUUCCAGCAAUAACAAUUCCAAUAACUUGGACAAUACUGGCAACCACAAUCACAAUCACCACAACCAUUCGCAGAGCAUUUCGCCAGGUUUAGGCACUAUUGUUAUUGUUGCUAACAAUAACAAUGGUGGCAACACAGCAGCUUCACCUGGUGAUGAACACUCAGUAGCCAGUGGUAGCCAUGAUACGGUGAGUCACAGCAACCACAGCCACCAGAACAUUCCUGUACCACUAUCUGGCAUGACAAAUUACGGUGUCUACACUGGUCAUAGUAGUCGCAAACCCUAUCGGUGUGGUGUGUGUCGGAAAGGCUUUUCUGUAAAAGCUAAUCUCCACAAACAUGAGUUGAUGCCAGAUGAGGAGAAACACUUUUACUGCAGUCAGUGUCACAAAGCCUUCAGCCAACGGGAAAAGCUGACUAAUCACAUUCGUACUCACUCUGGGGUGAGGCCAUUUACAUGUCAGGUGUGUGGUAAAUCAUUUGGUCAACGAACUCAUCUGACCACACAUUCCAGAAUCCACAGUGGUAUUCGGCCAUAUGCUUGCAACCAGUGUCCGAAAAGAUUUAGCCAGAAAGACCACCUAGUCAACCACAGUCGCACACAUAGUGGAGAGAAGCCAUUUCUAUGUGUGAUCUGCCAAAAGUCAUUUUCGCAAAGGGCACACCUCAAGAAACACAGCCGUGCCCACAUACAGUCAUCGUCAUCACCAGGAAUGAGUGGUAACUGCAACCAAGCUUCUUGCAAAGGUGUAUCAACGGGUGACCCAGCACAUCCUCAUCAUCAUCACCAUCACCAUCAUCAUCACCACCAUCAUCACCAUCAUGACAAACAGCAUCAGGGCACACCAUCACCAGCUUCUGCUGCAAGUAGUGGUAACCGAAGCAACAACAACAACAAUAUCAACAAGGUGAUGUGUAAAGCUUCCAAAUCACCACCUCCGCCUCCACCUCCACCUCCUCCUCCUGCACUUCGACAGCCUCUGCCGUCAUCAUCACCACAUGCUCACCAUCACCAUCCUCAUCAACAUGGCCAUCAUCAUCACCACCACCACCCCCAUCACAACCAGCAGCACCAGACUGCCGUUGUAACCCAGCAACCUUGCACUGGAGCCAACAUCCCUGCAUGGCGAUCAACCACACCUGGCGCCAGUUUUGGGAACUGGUCAUCAGGUGCUUCUGCAGCAUCUGCUCUCACAACUCCAUGGACACCUGGCUGGACAGAUGCACAAGUCAACCAUACCUGCAACCAAGGCAGACCAAGAGAGUGAGCAGCUUCUGACAUACACACUUCAUACAACAGUCUGAUGGAAUUUCCUUAGUAAUGUGGGGGAGGGGAGCAAUGUUUGCUAGCCAUUGGAUCAACUUCUUUGGAACUAAUGCAGAUUGAGCUGCACUUGCAUCGACCAGCUGCAGAUUCUAUAUCUUGAACUGUUUACAACUGCAAUCUAGAUAAGAUGCCCUCAGACUUGUGUGUAUGUCUGCAUUUUUAUUUUGUAUGUAUAUACAUAUAGGGUAUACAUACAUAUAUAUUGUGU
This is a messenger RNA of Octopus sinensis (East Asian common octopus), 2774 nucleotides long. RefSeq names its product zinc finger protein 260-like. The coding region runs from base 1059 to 2507 and encodes 482 amino acids. The record is from RefSeq and is a predicted model, not a curated record. Lineage: Eukaryota; Metazoa; Mollusca; Cephalopoda; Octopoda; Octopodidae. Gene Ontology annotation, cellular component: nucleus. Gene Ontology annotation, molecular function: RNA polymerase II cis-regulatory region sequence-specific DNA binding; DNA-binding transcription factor activity, RNA polymerase II-specific. Gene Ontology annotation, biological process: regulation of transcription by RNA polymerase II. The transcript is spliced from 2 exons.